AUGAAGCGACGAAGAAUGUCUGCAGAAUGUGAAAUGGAUCAUUCAUAUGCCAUGCCUAAUGUUAAUGAUAAUUCAAAUGCACUGUUGAAAAAAAUUCAAAAUGUCUAUGCCAAUAAACUUUUGAAUGAUAUUACCCUUGUCGUGGGUGGAAUAUCGUAUCCUGCUCACCGCUUCAUGUUGUGUAUAUCCAGCGAUGUGUUUGAGACUAUGUUGAUGAACUCAACAUGGAGUGACUCGCAUCAAGAAGUCAUUGAGCUACAAGAAGUGCCACAGUGUAUUGAAGUAUUUCCAGUUUUUCUACAAUAUUUUUAUACAGGUGUAAUAACGCUCGAACAGUCUAAUAUUAUGCCAAUGCUAGUGUUGGCCGACAAGUAUAAUGUCAAGGAUCUUACAGCACUAUGUGUUGAAUAUAUGUGUGAACAUAUAGCUGAUGCUGCUGACCAGGGUCAAUUAGUAACUUGGUUUCAAUAUGUAUUGUCAUUAAAUCAACCAACUACAAUUAACGCAUUAUAUUAUUGUAAAAUUUGGCAAGAUACUGAGUGUAUGGACAUUAAGCCACCAUGGAAUAAAUUACUUAAAGCAUGCAGAAAUUAUAUAAAAUGGAAUCUUGAUUCUUGUAUCAAAUGCUUCAAUACAUUUCAAUGCGAUAUUCUUGUUGGUCUAUUGAAACAGUCUGAUCUUGUGAUACAUGAUGAAAUGCAGUUGUUUGGAUGUGUUGCAUCAUGGUUAAACUACCAGUCUGCAGAAAAACUACUCGAAUGCAAUGAUCCAGAUACAAUUGAAGAUUACAUGAGUUCCUUAACAGAACAUGUUAUGUCAUUCAUUAGAUAUCCAAUGAUUCUUCCUAGACAGAUGGCCCAAUUGUUAAUGGUACCUGUUGUCAAACAGAAUAAAGACUUUUUUGUUGAUAAAAUGGCGGCAGCCAUGGAGUACAAUUUGGUUAAAAUGGAAAAACGAUCAGAUACUGAACAUAUAUUAGAAUGUACACCAAGAUUGUACACUUGUGAAAGAUGGGGAAAUUCUUUUAGAGUACGCACAAAAACUAUCCCAAACUACCAAUCUAUUAAGCGAGACAUUGUGACCCGUAGCAGUCUUUUUGACCGAGAACGAGAAGUUGACGAAGAAUCUAAUUGGGAAAUAGAAAUGUUCUUGAAAGGUAUGUGUUUUGGCAAGGCAAUGUUGAUGUCUUGGCGUGGUUCGAUAGAGUUGCCAGAAGUAAUUAUAAAAACUGUGCGUGCAACAAUUAAAAUGAAAUUACGACCGGAAGAUAUUGGAAAAGUUGCUCGUCAUGUCCGUGUUGCCAUUCUGGUGUACGCUGUUCAGAAUAAAAUUGUUCAUGUUGUGACUGUUGUACAAAAGGUUGUAUUGUUUGACACUAAUCAAAAUCUGAUAACUAUUGAUGAUUUGAUGGUGUAUGAUGCAGUUAAUCAACCGACAAUCAAUGAAGACUUAAUCCACAUUAAUGAUACUAAUGUCUCAUACUUUAUGUCAGACAGGAUUCCAUUAAAGUUCCAUGUUAUAAUUACUCCUAUUAUACCUGGUCUGACUGAUACUCACAUUGGAACUAGAAUACAACAUGUACACAUUUAA
Molecule: messenger RNA, 1590 nt
Organism: Macrosiphum euphorbiae (potato aphid)
Lineage: Eukaryota; Metazoa; Arthropoda; Insecta; Hemiptera; Aphididae
Source: the annotation of a GenBank genome assembly